UCUUUGACUGUAAUCUUGAGAUCGGGUGUUCGACUCACCCCCGGGAGAUUUCUUUUUUCUCCAUUGUUUUUUGGAAAAACUGAAUUAGAUGUCAAGGCACAAUUUCAUUUUGGCAAUAGCGUAAGUCCAAAUCAUGGCACACAAUCUUCAAGGAGCCACAGUCAAUCAACACACCCCGGUCGUGUACAAACCAAUACACGAACCCCACAUUUUUCGAGUGUUGCUUCACCACAUUCAGUUACCCCAUCAAUGGACGACAUUACAAAGGCGAGCUUGACAGAGGAAGAGAAAAAGGCCCACCACAUAGCGUCGGAACAAAAGAGGCGCGAGAACAUUCGGAUGGAAUUCGACCGCAUAGUGGAAUUAACUCCCAGUCUUUCAUCUCAGGAGAGCCGCUCUGAGUUGAACAUUCUUACCAAAAGUGCCGACUAUAUUGAUAGCUUGAAAGAAGAAAAUGCCAGAUUAUUAGAGGUGUGCAAUGAGAGAGGGAUUACCGUACCCGAACACUUGAUUUACAAAGGCCCCGGUAUAGCCCAUGAGCAAGCGAAAAGGUAGGUGAGAUUCAAACUUGAAAAUUUUGUAGAGGGUUAUUUUAGCCCAUGAUUGAAAUUUGAUACCAAAGCUUGAUAUAAGUCAACAAUCAGAGCAUGUCAGUGGGAAUUUGUACGACAAGCAUUUAUAUGGACAUACUCAGCCGGUUCCUCUGGUGGUGAUUGCAAUUCAUCUUCAUCAAUGUGCAGCUUUUCGGAGUAAAGAAUGUCAUUGGAGGUGUCGUACCCUCGUGAUUUCGCAACCCUUGCCAAAUCAGGCAUAGGUUAAGCUUCU
This is a messenger RNA of Metschnikowia bicuspidata var. bicuspidata NRRL YB-4993, 825 nucleotides long. It is a transcript of the gene INO4, whose product is annotated as Ino4p. Gene Ontology annotation, biological process: regulation of transcription by RNA polymerase II. Gene Ontology annotation, molecular function: DNA-binding transcription factor activity, RNA polymerase II-specific; RNA polymerase II cis-regulatory region sequence-specific DNA binding; protein dimerization activity. NCBI's taxonomy places the organism in Eukaryota, Fungi, Ascomycota, Pichiomycetes, Serinales, Metschnikowiaceae. The transcript has 2 exons. Bases 250 to 555 code for a protein of 101 amino acids. The record is from RefSeq and is a predicted model, not a curated record.